AUGCCGGCGGCGCUCCCCCCCCACCGCGCCUGCGGCCCCAAUCGGCCUCGAUGCAUCCAAUCCCCCCCUCAAACGCACGCGAUGUGGAUCAAGAUUGCGACGAUGGCCGUGUCGAGGCACAGGGGGCCGACGCUGGCGCGGAGGGCGCGAUCGGGCAGGCGCGUCUCUCGGCGUUUGGCGGUGCGAUCGGUCGCCGCUCCCACUCGGGAGGGAAUGGAGUCGGGGCAAGGAGACGUGGCUGGGGAGAGGUUCGUGUGGGCGAGGCACUGGUACCCGGUCGCGCCGCUGACGUGGCUGGAGGAGGCGCAGGGGGAUGGUUUCGAGUCCGGGCUGCCGGAGGUGCAGAGGAUGGCGAUCCUGGGGAGGGACAUCGUGGUGUGGAAAGACGGGGAGGGGGCGUGGCGGGCGGUGGAGGACAGGUGCCCGCACAGGCUGGCGGCCCUGUCCCUGGGAAGUGUGCAGGAGGACGGCACGCUAGCGUGUCGGUACCACGGGUGGUGUUUCAACGGCAAAGGGGAGUGCACCCACAUUCCCCAAGCCACAGAUGCAACUUCGGAAGCCACGGCAUGUUCAAGUGUCCGCUCCAAAGUCCAAGCCUUUCCGACCUUGACUGCUCAUGGGCUCUUGUGGGUGUGGCCGGAUGACAGUGCAUCGGCCUGGAUAGAUUCGGCAGUGGAGCCGCCGCUCGUUGGUCCAAAUAUUGACAAGCUCAACAUCAAGAGUAUGUAUGAGCUGCCUUCAACCUACACGUCGUAUCUGGAGAAUUCGCUGGACCCCAGCCACGUGAAUUUUCUGCACGAUGGACUUGGCAACUAUUCGCCAACCAACGCAAUGCCCAUUGCUGAUUUUGAGGUGAAAGGAGACAUAACUGCAAACGGCGGUUUUACGUUAAGGCACAGUGCGUAUGCCAAGUCCAACGAUGGAAUGCAAGCAACACGAAGGUUUAGGCCACCAUGCCUCAACAGUGGGGAAUAUGACCUUCCGAACAAGAGCAAAAUGCUGUUUGAGUUAUAUUUCGUUCCCACACGUCCGGGCUUUGUUCGAGUAAUGGGCGAUAUCAAUUUCGUCCCGGGCUCGUCGACUUUGCCACCACGUAGGAGCAUCAUUGGCAUGGCGGCGUUGCUGUGGACUUCACUUUCCCGCCUCCCGUUGCGUUUCAUGGAGAUGCUGGUGCCAGACUUCGUUGUAGCGAGCCUGGGCAGCAUCCGUAGUGGCUUGUUUUUUCAAGAUGCAAUUGCAAAUCGUUCAAUUGAUGUUGCGUUUUCAAGGUCUGGAAAGACAUGGCAGCAACUGUACUUCUUGCCUACCCCUUCGGACGUGGGCGUCUCAGCCUUCCGCCAGUGGAUCAACCGCUUCUCAGAUGGUCAGCCGGAUUGGUUCUGUGGAGGGUCUGACCAGGAAGCAACUGCCAAGGUGCCAGAGUCGGAUUUGUACGACAGGUGGAACGGUUACGGCAAGUAUUCCCCCAGCAUCCGAAAAUCUCUCAAGUUCUUCGGCAACAUGGAAUCCACCCUGUCUGCAGCGGCCAUUGGGCUUCUUGGACUGGCGGCGAUUGUAGCUGCGAGGGCUGCCAAUCUCAACAUCGCAGUGGCGGGAGCAGCAGUCGCUGGGGCUUGCCUUCUGGCCCGCUUUGAGGUGCAGAAACUCCGAAAUCGCCUGCUGACUGGAAUCCCCUCCUGUGGCAUGCCUGAAGUCCCUCUCAAAUGGCCAUCGACCGCAGGGGCCCCAACAGCUGAGGCUGGGUUGCACAUUGGCUAA
Molecule: messenger RNA, 1758 nt
Organism: Ostreobium quekettii
Lineage: Eukaryota; Viridiplantae; Chlorophyta; Ulvophyceae; Bryopsidales; Ostreobiaceae
Source: the annotation of a GenBank genome assembly